AUGCAAGAGCCCUUUCCGGGGGUUCGCGACAUGGCCUGCGAGACUUUCCUGAAAGUGGCCAACAAGUGCAAAACCACCAUUGCGGCCAACCACCAAGAGGACGAGCGGAACUUCGUGUUGAGCGUAAUAGAAAACCACACGCAGCAAACGGAGGUUUUGGAUGAGAAGCAGCAGCUGCUGUUCUUCGAAGCUGUUGGCCACAUCAUCUCUGCAACGCCAGCAGAAGUGCAGGCGAGCUGCAUCGAGGGUUUGAUGGCGAACUCUUGGGAAGCUUGGCAGCAAAUUGUCAAAAGCGGAAAAGAAAAUCAACUUUUCCUUUUCAACCCUCAAGCAGCAAAACGCCUCGUCCAGAUCCUCAGAAUCAACCAGAGAGUCGCCAA
This is a messenger RNA of Eimeria tenella, 380 nucleotides long. Its product is annotated as exportin, putative. The annotation marks the transcript as partial. Gene Ontology annotation, molecular function: nuclear export signal receptor activity. Lineage: Eukaryota; Apicomplexa; Conoidasida; Eucoccidiorida; Eimeriidae. The transcript has 3 exons. Gene Ontology annotation, biological process: protein export from nucleus; ribosomal small subunit export from nucleus; ribosomal large subunit export from nucleus. Gene Ontology annotation, cellular component: nucleus; cytoplasm. The record is from RefSeq and is a predicted model, not a curated record.